Messenger RNA from Cotesia congregata, 597 nucleotides. Lineage: Eukaryota; Metazoa; Arthropoda; Insecta; Hymenoptera; Braconidae. The record is from the annotation of a GenBank genome assembly.
AUGUCUCGAAAUGGUGAAAGAAGUUACGCACAAACUUAUAAAUUAGUUGUUGUUGGUGGUGGGGGUGUUGGUAAAUCUGCUAUAACAAUACAAUUUAUACAAAGUUAUUUUGUCACGGAUUAUGAUCCAACUAUUGAAGACUCUUACACAAAACAGUGCGUAAUAGAUGAUGUACCAGCCAAGCUCGACAUUUUGGACACGGCGGGGCAAGAAGAAUUUAGCGCAAUGCGGGAACAAUAUAUGAGAAGUGGUGAAGGAUUUUUAUUGGUAUUUUCCGUAACAGAUCAUUCUUCUUUUGAAGAAAUUGCUAAAUUUCAUAAGCAAAUUUUGAGAGUUAAAGAUCGGGAUGAAUUUCCGAUGCUUAUGGUUGGUAAUAAAUCGGAUUUAGAUCAUCAAAGAUAUGUACCAAUGGACGAAGCACAAAACAUGGCUCGCGUAUUAAAAAUUCCGUACAUCGAAUGCUCGGCAAAAUUGCGCAUGAAUGUCGACCAAGCGUUCCACGAGCUCGUAAGAAUCGUCAGAAAAUUUCAACUUUCCGAGCGGCCGCCUCUCAAGCCUAAUUAUAAGAAAAAUAAAAAGAAAUGUUGUAUGUUAUAA